GAGAGAUGUUGAGUCAGCAAGCCGAUCCGCCCAGUUCUUACCAGGUGUAACGUGAGCGAGGACGAGAAUCAACUUGUUCCGCUCGAUGCCAUAGCAGGCAUAACCUAAUAAUCUUUUUCCUUUGGGGGCUUUAUUCUCACCGGAGUUAUAACCUGAAAGGUUCGUUAUUCUCAAUCUCUUCUCUUCCACGAAGCCAACAAAUCGAUGGCGGAUUCACGUAGCAAUAGGGCCGCUGUUCAAGCCACCAACGACGACGCUUCCGCCAGUAAAUUGUCCUGUGUGAAGAAGGGAUACAUGAAAGAUGACUAUAUUCAUUUAUUUGUCAGAAGACCAAUGAGGAGAUCUCCAAUUAUUAACCGUGGUUACUUUGCUCGUUGGGCUGCUUUUCGGAAACUUCUGCAUCAGUUUCUCGAUGUUGAGAAUAAGACAGAUAAAGACAAUCCAUUAAAGAAGCAGAUAUUAUCACUUGGAGCAGGAUUUGACACAACAUAUUUUCAGUUGCAGGAUGAGGGGAAAGCACCGCAUCUAUAUGUGGAAGUUGAUUUUAAGGAGGUAACUAGUAAGAAAGCUGCACUUAUUGAGACUUACAGUCAAUUAAAGGACAAAGUUGGAGUAACAGCAGUUAUAUCCACAGAGAAAGGAGAAGUGCUUAGUGCCUACAAACUACUCCCCGUUGACCUGCGUGACAUCGAAAAAUUGAAUGAUAUUAUAUCUCUAGCUGGUAUGGAUCCAAGUCUGCCAACUUUUAUAAUUGCAGAAUGUGUUCUGAUAUACUUAGAUCCGGAUUCAACUCGUUCAAUUGUUGGUUGGGCUUCCCAAGCAUUUAAGACAGGAGUAUUUUUUCUUUAUGAGCAGAUCCACCCAGAUGAUGCUUUUGGGCGGCAAAUGAUAAGAAAUUUGGAGAGUCGAGGUUGUGCACUCUUGGGUAUUUAUGCUACACCAAACUUACUUGCAAAGGAAAAAUUGUUUCUGGACCAAGGAUGGCAGAGGGCUGUUGCAUGGGAUAUGCUAAGAGUGUAUAGUGACUUUAUUGAUGCUCAUGAAAGGCGCAGGAUCGAACGGCUGGAACUAUUUGAUGAAUUUGAAGAAUGGCAUAUGAUGCAGGAGCACUAUUGUGUGACUUAUGCAGUCAAUGACGCCAUGGGUCUUUUUGGGGAUUUCGGUUUUCCUAAUGACAGUAAUGUGCCGAACUCCUCAUAAAGCACUCGAGUAUGCUCCAAAUGCAUAGAAUAUCUUAAUUCUGUGGUCAUGCGGUUUUAUUGUAGCCCCCAGCUUGGUAAGCGAUCCUGGUGACAAUCAAGGCUUGGAGUGAGGAUAAUAGUUAAAAGUUGUCUAUGAGCUACUAGUUAGUUACAUCGCAACAUUAAGGAUUAUUACGUGGAUGUACAGAAUAUAUCUCUGUCUUUUUUCUUUUUUUCUUUUUUUUUUUUGGUUUGACAAAACAGAUCCUUUCUGAUUCCCAACAAGAGGCAACUGUUUAGAGUGUGUUUGGAACCACAUUAGCUAGGUUUGGUGAUUAAAUUUUAUGGUGUGUUUGGAUCAAUGAGGAUUUGAAUUUGGACGUGAGCCAAAUCUCUCAUUUAGAUAUAUAAAAAAUUAUGAAUUUGGAUUUGGUUUGAAUACAAAUCCAUUUCAAAUUAUAAUUA
Prosopis cineraria is the source of this 1646-nucleotide messenger RNA. RefSeq names its product leucine carboxyl methyltransferase 1 homolog. Gene Ontology annotation, biological process: methylation. NCBI's taxonomy places the organism in Eukaryota, Viridiplantae, Streptophyta, Magnoliopsida, Fabales, Fabaceae. Gene Ontology annotation, molecular function: methyltransferase activity. The record is from RefSeq and is a predicted model, not a curated record.